CCGGAAGUGAUGACUCGAUGCGAUGACCUGGAGCGGGAAAUUGCCGCGAUGGAGACGCGGUUGUUUGAGGUUAAAGUAACGAUGGAUGCCGAAGUGGUCAACUGGAAACGUGCCAACAAACUGCACAAAAAGAGCGGAACACACUGGCGCAACGCCGCCAAACUAGCCACCCCCGCAUCAUCGUCCACCCCCCGCACCGACUCAUCCAUCAUGCCGCUGUCGACAAGCUCCUUUGCAGAAAAUGCUCCGACUUCAUUCACGUUGCGACCGCCGCCCCCUCCCCGCCACAAGUCGUUGCACGCGUUGAUGAAACUAAACAUCGCCAACUGGACAGUCUCGGACGUGUCCGCGUGGUUGCAUCAUACCAACCACGAAGCCUUGGUCACGACGUGUAUAGACGUGGGCAUCACCGGCAAUCAACUGAUGGACGCACACUUGGGCCUUAGCGAUGUCAACCUUCGGCGCCUCUUUCAUGUUCAACACGGCGACUUGCGGUGGAAACAGUUGGUGCAGGACGUGGAUGCCCUGCACCGGCAACACACAACGCCCCCUAUGGGCAAUAAUGCCCCCAACACAACCCCGUUGCCUGCCCUGACGGCAUCCCCUCGACGAAACCCGUCGUCGAAUCAGAAUCAGACAACGCGUGCACUCAAUCCCAAGCCUCAACGACCCCGAGUACUACCGGCGGCCUCGACUGUGCCGACUUCGUGCGCGGGAGGGUGCGGCAAAGUCGUACAUCGAAGGAAGGAGGACGUAGUGCAUUCAAAUCGGAGUCAUCCAACCCGAUGGUUCUGUUCACCCCAGUGUCAGGGCGACCAGCAAAGCUGCAUAAGUGCCUGCGGCUUGGAAACUGCAAGUGGCAGUGCUCGCCUCGUUGGAUUGGAUGCAACCUCAUGUUCGACUAUGUCGGCAACCAAGUCCACGACAACUCCACGCAAUAGAGUGACUCGAACUCGUAAACCUCCGAAUCGAGCGGUUGGUGGCUCGGCGGCAUUUGCUGGACCAACGAUCAAGCCGACUCCCCGUCGCGAACGACCGUUGUCCCCCCACAGCAACCUCCCUAUAGAGCUCGUUCGAGGCACAUCGACGUCCUUGAAUGCGACAGCUAAUGGGGCGUCCAGGCGACCGCCGCCUCUUGGCCAUGCUGGCGUUCCACAAACUUCGGCAGAUUCAAAUGUAAUGAAGAUAGGGGGAGGUCGAUUGUCCCAUGGGGUUACGAGUACCCGUGGUGCUGCGGCCACCGUUUUGCCCACGCCGUUGUUGCCGAUGCUUGUGGUGGCGUCCGUACAAGUUCACCACCCCUCGUCGACGACGAGUCGGAUUGGGCACAUACAACCCAGACCUGGCGGAGUUGCGUUUAGCAAAUACAAGCUGGACGAUCACACGACGCCGCCGCCAACCUUCACGUCCGUCUUCCUUUCGCCCGUGCCACUCGCCGCUUCCUGUACGCUAUCGCCGCUUCGUACAGCUCACGACGACGACGACGACAAAGUUCGAGACCAUGACAUGGUCCUCGCCCCGCCGUCGUUGCUCACCCAUCUGGCAUCGUUCCUUCGUUUGCCGGCGUGGUGCCGGCUGUCUGUUGCGAAUCAUACGUGGCAUCACAUCAGCAAGGCCCAAGAUCGAGUGUGGAAGGACUUCUUUGACCAUAUGUGGGUCCGAGCCGUGGACGGCGGGGUAGACGCUGUGGCCCACACCACGUGGACGAAGAAACGGCGGCAGUACCGGCGCACCGUGUAUAGUCUGGCCAAGCAGGUGGCCACCAUCGCAGCCGACAACGUGCACUUGCUCGUGCAUCCCGAGUCAUGGCAUCUUGCCAACGAAACUGACGAUCUUAUCGUGGACACGCAGCGCUUUGCCGUGGGGGCGGACCGAGGGAACGUCGUGGCGGCGGUCGUGCCGGCGUUUCCAACCCACCUCAUCCAAACACUGGUGCCCGAAAUCUCAACCAUGGGGGUGCUGCAGGGGUUGGCGGCAGGAACGUUCUUGUGUGUGACUAUUCGACGGCUCAAGCUCUUCAACACUAUUCACGUGCCCCCGUUGGAUCUGUGGCCGACGUUUGUCAACCAUCCGUUGGUGUCUGUGACAGCCAACAACGACGAGGUCAAAAGCACCGAACCGAGUUGGAUCAAAUCGUUGCAACGACAUGGUGGAGGGGGGGGAAGGGGGGAAGAAGGAGGAGGACCGGUGCGCAAGUUUCAAGCGGCGGUGAUCUCAAUGACACAGCGACGGCUUCGAGCGAAACUCAAGGCGGACGCGUUGGACCGACUGGCCAAACGGGCCAAAAAACACCCGACGGCCACCGCCGCCCUCGAGGCGAUCGUCCACUUUUCAAAGCGUGACUCCGCCAUCGUAUCCCCAACAGGCUUAAGUGAAGACCCAACCAUCAUGGGACAAUGAUUCCCAAUCUUUUAGCUGUCUAAUCGAAGCGAAAACUCCUUCUAGCGAGCAAA
Molecule: messenger RNA, 2453 nt
Organism: Aphanomyces astaci
Lineage: Eukaryota; Oomycota; Saprolegniomycetes; Saprolegniales; Verrucalvaceae
Exons: 4
Coding region: 10-2400 (796 amino acids)
Molecular function (GO): protein binding
Source: RefSeq, a predicted model, not a curated record